This is a messenger RNA of Hordeum vulgare subsp. vulgare (domesticated barley), 1837 nucleotides long. RefSeq names its product protein DETOXIFICATION 16-like. The coding region runs from base 91 to 1593 and encodes 500 amino acids. Gene Ontology annotation, molecular function: xenobiotic transmembrane transporter activity; antiporter activity. Gene Ontology annotation, biological process: xenobiotic detoxification by transmembrane export across the plasma membrane. Gene Ontology annotation, cellular component: membrane. Lineage: Eukaryota; Viridiplantae; Streptophyta; Magnoliopsida; Poales; Poaceae. The transcript has 9 exons. The record is from RefSeq and is a predicted model, not a curated record.
GCGCGGGACGAGGUGCGGCGGCAGGUGGGGCUCGCGGCGCCGCUGGUGGCGUGCAGCCUGCUGCAGUACAGCCUGCAGGUGGUCUCCGUCAUGUUCGCCGGCCACCUCGGCGAGCUUCCCCUCUCCUCCGCCUCCGUCGCGGCCUCCUUCGCCAACGUCACCGGCUUCAGCGUCCUGCUGGGAAUGGGAAGCGCGCUCGAUACACUGUGUGGGCAAUCGUACGGUGCAAAACAGUAUGAUAUGCUGGGGACGCAUGCUCAGAGGGCUAUCUUCGUUCUUAUGCUUUCAAGCGUUCCGCUGGCCUUUGUAUUGGCUUUCGCUGGCCAAAUUCUUACUGCUCUUGGUCAAAAUCCUGAGAUAUCAUAUGGAGCCGGAACCUAUGCCAGGUUGUUGAUUCCUGGGCUUUUCGCAUACGGCUUGCUUCAGUGCCUUACCAAGUUCCUGCAGGCCCAAAAUAUUGUCCACCCACUGGUAGUUUGUUCGGGGGUGACAUUGAUAUUCCACAUUCUGCUGUGCUGGUUCCUUGUUCAGAAUUCCGGUCUUGGCUACAGAGGAGCAGCUUUCGCAACCUCGGUAUCUUAUUGGUUUAAUGUGAUUCUGCUAGCGCUGUAUGUUAAAUUCUCUGAAGCUGGCAGAAGGAGUUGGCAUGGAUGGUCAAGGGCAGUGUUAAAGGAUGUUAACUUGUUUUUAAGUCUGGCCAUUCCAUCUACAUUUAUGACCUGUUCAGCUUGGAGUACUGGGCAUUCGAGAUGGUGGUUCUUCUUGCAGGUUUUCUUCCAAAUCCAAAACUGGAAACUUCAAUUUUAUCCAUCAGAUUCAACAGUGCUGUUAUAUAACAAGACUAUUUACCUGCCUGGUAGACUCAAAUCACAUGGCGGUAGGCCGGUAGCAGGGUGUUACAUACCUUCCCUUCCAUUUUUUGUGAUAACCGCGAACCUAAACACAAUGUGGAUGGUUUAUACAAUUCCAAGUGGCCUCAGCAGUGCAAUAAGUAUUAGAGUGUCCAAUGAAUUAGGUUCCGGGAAUCCACAAGCAGCACGUCUAUCAGUUCUUAUUUCAGGAAUUAUGUGCCUAACAGAAGGCCUUCUUGUACUUAUCAUCACAGUUUCUGUACGAGAUGUGUGGGGUUAUUUGUACAGCAAUGAAGAAGAGAUAGUAAAGUAUGUAUCCAUAAUGAUGCCGAUUCUCGCCACUUCUAACUUCAUGGAUGGCAUACAAUGCACACUAUCAGGUGCGGCUAGAGGGUGUGGCUCGCAGAAAGUAUGCUCCUUCAUCAACCUGUGUGCUUACUAUGCUUUUGGUAUCCCUUCAGCUGUUAUUUUUGCAUUUGUUCUGAAGAUCGGUGGUAAGGGGCUUUGGCUGGGAAUCAUAUGUGCUAUGGUAGUGCAAAUAAUAGCUCUGCUUGUGAUGAUGCUUCAUACCAACUGGGAUAAAGAGUCUGACGUGAGGAAGGCGAGGAAGGGAGAGGCGGGGGCAAGGGAGAAGGGCGCCGGCGACGAGGAAGAAGUGCGCGGGGGGCGGCGGUGGCGCAGCGGAGGCGAGAAAGAAUGCAACGGAGGUGGCGGUUUGCAGGCGUCCACGUGCGGUUUAUAAAGAAAGCGAUGUACGCGGCACACGAGAACCCACUUUUUCACGCGCGUGCCGUUUUAUUUAGCGUGCGUUUUUUCCGCGCCUGCUUGAGCGCGCCAAACACCCGCACGCGUGCAAAAGGCGCAUUUUCUCUCGCGCGCAUCAUAUUUUCCGCGUCUGUUGGAUAUGCUCUUAGUAGUCUUUGUGAAUUACUGUCUUCCAUGCUCUGUGACAAGAAAAUAGAUUGCACUUCUUGUUUCUCCUCAUA